UACUCCCAUGCUCUUUUGUUAUUUAGAAAAUUUCAAGGGAAAGGGUUUAAGGAUCAAGCAAUCAUGUUUCUUGACAUGCCGUAUGUGAUAACAAUGUUGUAAAUUGGGAACGCUGAUAUUAUAAAAUUAUUGUGCUUGGUGUAUCAUGAGAUUUCCUAAUGUGAUUCUUUCUUGCCAAAUCUCACAUUCGGAACGUAGCUCCCCCAUCAAUUUGGUGGAUUUCGGCUCGGGGCUGUUCAACAAGACUCCUUCGGAAGAGAGCGGAGGCUCUGGGGGGCCCCAAUCGAGCGGUAGCGGCGGACCCCCCCUCACCGACUCCCCUCGCACCGAUGGCGCCAGUUUCUUCCCCUCUAACAUCAUCAACAGCGUCGGUGCGAGCGUCGGAGCGAUGGGGGCGUCCGUCGGCGCCUCCGUAGGCGCGAUGGGCGCGUCGGUGGGUGCCAUGGGCGCAUCGGUGGGUGCGUCUGUCGGCGCCCUCGGCGCUACUGUCGGCUCUUCCGUUAAAGAAGUGGGCGCCACCGUCAAAGACAUGGGGUAUGUUGUGUUGGUGGAAACUUAGCUGUACUCUCAACACAGAUACGACACACAAGACACCUUAGACAACCCUCACACCACAACUGUCAGAAAACCUUAUUUGCUAGCAAAUAUUUUAUAUGGUCGAUUUUUUUUUGAGAUUUUUUUUUCAUUUACAAUUGGUAUGCUCCAUUGUUCAUCCUUCAAUAUCAUCCAUCUUAAUAGUUUGUGAUUUAUCUGGUGAUUAAAUGGUGUUAGAGCUUUUCCUUCCAGACUACAUGUUCUAGGAUAAAAAGGAAGUAUUUACAUGGGCAUGAUAUCGGAUUGGUAUACUGAAGUAUAUGUAUGUGUGACGUCAAUGAUGGAAACAAUUGAAUGCCUCUCUUGUUGAAAACAGCUCCUAAUCGAAAAACUUUCAGAAAAGUGUUCUCAUCCUCAACAGAUUACUUCAGCAUAGAAUUACAUUUAAAAUAUUCAAGGAUAUUCAGAAAAUGAUGCUGAUGUUCAAGAGUCUGAAUCAUCAGAUGCUUUUGAGAAGAAAAAUUUCUUGAACCUCUUUUAAUUUUACAAUUAAGUUUUACAAGAAGUUAAAAAAGUUCAAAAGUUAACAUGACAUGUUUAAAAGCCAUGAUGUUAUUCAAUGAAUAUCUCUCCAAACUGCUGCAAUAGUUCGUUGUUGCAAUCAGGUUGACGGUCUCAUAACUUUCCCGAAUCGAUAGACAAACAGCGAUUUACAUAAAUGCUAUUUAAUUAUUUAAAGCAAAUUAUUCUUCAGGAGAAAAAUAUCAGAAUGUAAAAUUUUACCCUUAAUUAAAGGGGAUAAUAAAAAUAAUUUUUAUUUUGGGGAAAAUCACAAUAUUUUUUCAAAAAUAUUCAUUUUAUAUCCUGUACAGAUGUUCCAGAUUGAAAAACUUAAAAUCUUUAAAAUAAAAUGAAAUGACCAUUGAUGUUUGUAGUCCGUGUGCCAAAUUUCAUGGAAAUAUCUAUAAAAAGAUGUUGAUGUUAUGGUAAAAAAACUUUUUUUUCUUAAAACUCAUAAGCUCAAAAGGUAAUAGUUUCAGGACAUAGACAAUUUUCUUCUCAAAAACAAACGGACUCAUAUCCUUAGGACUCAUCAUCUUUCUCUGAAACACCCCUUUUAUUUGGAAAUGACGUUUUUAUAUGAAGGGAUGUAUCAUUCCACUUCACUUCUAGUGCAAAAUUAUGGCUACGAAGUUAUGAAGAUGCCAUCUCAAGGAUCGCAGAAAGAAUUUAACUGUUAGAUUACUGGGAAUAAUGAAGAUAGCAAUUCAAAACGAAAUACAAAUAUCCUUGAGGCUGGAUAUAAAGCAGUUUGAAACUGAUCACUGCGAAUUAUCUUCAAAAACGCAGCUAAAAUAUUAAACAUCUAAAUGUCUGGUCAUCUUUGAUCAAAUAUAUACAUCAUAUCCGUAAACCUUGCCAUUGACAGUCAAAAUAUCCGUAACUUAUAAGAACUGAUUCUUACUUUCAACUGGAAAUCUCACGAAGGUGAGAGGUACUCAGUUGCACAAAGUUUUGAGCUUUGAUGCCAUCUUCGGAAUAAUAUGUAUAUGUAAAACCAACAAGAUAAGGAUGACAAGGUUUUAUUGAUCUGGAUUAUUAGAAGUAUGAUGGCGAGGUUACAACAGCCUCAAUGUGCUAUAGGCAAAAAAAUCAUUCCAUUCUACUUCUUUUCGCUUGUCCAAAGGCUAACUUAUGUUAGGCAGAACAUGAAAUUUAGAAGAUCACAAAGAGGAAAGAGUGAGCACUUCCAACUUGAGGUUCUCGAAAAUAUCAACAAAGAAUACAAAUGUGAUGACCACAUACAGAAUUGAAACCAUCUCAUCUACUUCGCAGAAGCUUUAAGCUUCUGAGAGGCUUAGGAGAGUCGGGAUAGAAUACAACUGUCUUACAAUUACUGCAUCAACUCUUCUAGCCAAUCGAUUAUUCAUCACUAGAAGUUCAUCAUUCAGUUUUCAAGGCAGUUAUAUAACCUAACUCAAACUAAACUAACCUAAUUGAUGCUUCUACCAAGCUUCACAUAUCCAGUUCACCAGAUAUUUAUCACAGUCUCGAAAAUAUAAUCAUUUAUGUCAUCUCAGUGAUUGUACUGCGCUUGCAUCUGUAGAUUGUUUGCCCUAUUCCUACUAUGUCAUCUCCGGAAUAAUCUGUUAUAUUUUUCUGAUAUUUCUCG
This is a messenger RNA of Harmonia axyridis, 2707 nucleotides long. RefSeq names its product protein fork head-like. The transcript has a single exon. Lineage: Eukaryota; Metazoa; Arthropoda; Insecta; Coleoptera; Coccinellidae. The record is from RefSeq and is a predicted model, not a curated record. The coding region runs from base 146 to 559 and encodes 137 amino acids.